AUGUUGGAAACUGCUCCUUACAGCUCUCUUAAGUGGCACAUACGUGUACCGUAUGAAUAUGUUGCACGGUGCUUUGCAGUCAGUCGGAAGAUCCAAGACCUAAGUCGCGACUGCCAACUCAUUGAUGAAGACGAGUACGCAGCCGUGAACUCGUUCGGACGUGGUCCCACUACUGCCGGUCCGCCUGCUGCCUUUGGUCAGGCCGCACCUUUCAGUGCCGCAGGCGGUGGUACCACCAAUGGUACAAGCAAUUUCAACGUGCGUUUCGUUGCGUCAACAGCUCAACCGGUCAACUCUAAUAGUGGUUCAUCGGCUACUUCGCCCAGUGGAGGUUCAAGUACAGGAUACCCGGUCGUACGAGUAUUUGCACAGGACAGCCCUUCAACGGAUGCGGUUAGUAUAACUCUCAGCGGUGGUCUUUAA
Dibothriocephalus latus is the source of this 423-nucleotide messenger RNA. The record is from the annotation of a GenBank genome assembly. NCBI's taxonomy places the organism in Eukaryota, Metazoa, Platyhelminthes, Cestoda, Diphyllobothriidea, Diphyllobothriidae.